GAAUAAACUAAUAAUAAUAACAAGAAUCUAUCAUGAACUUGUCAGAGUCCGUGUGGCUCGCGGGAGAGCCGUGGAACCUCACCGUGCUGGAGGAGGAUGGGGAGAAGAAAAACCUGUUCGGCAUCGACACGAGCAACUACAUCGCACUGCUGUUUUUCCUGCUCAUCUUCACGCUGGGCGUCCUGGGCAACUCCAUGGUGAUCACCGUGCUCGCCCGGAGCAAGCCGGGCAAGCCGCGCAGCACCACCAACAUCUUCAUCCUCAACCUGAGCAUCGCCGACCUCUUCUACCUGCUCUUCUGCAUCCCCUUCCAGUCCACCAUCUACGUGAUGAACACCUGGGUGUUCGGCGCUUUCAUCUGCAAGUUCAUCCACUACUUCUUCACCGUCUCCAUGCUGGUGAGCAUCUUCACGCUCUCCGCCAUGUCCGUGGACCGCUACGUCGCCAUCGUGCACUCCAGAAAGUCGUCGUCGAUACGCGUGGCGAGGCACGCGCUGGUCGGCGUGGUGGCGAUCUGGCUGCUCUCGCUGGCCAUGGCGGCGCCACGCAUGCACUACUACAACCUGUUCCACGGCGGAAGGAACGAGACUUACUGCUGGGACGUGUGGCCGAAUCAGAACCACAAGAAGGUCUACGAGGUGUGCACGUUUGUCUUUGGCUACGUUUUGCCCCUGCUGCUGAUUUCCUUCUGUUACGCAAAGGUGCUAAAUCACUUGCACAAAAAACUAAGAAAUAUGUCCAAAAAGUCGGAGGCUUCAAAGAAAAAGACCGCUCAGACCGUGCUGGUGGUGGUGGUGGUGUUCUGCCUGUCCUGGCUCCCUCAUCACGUCGUUCAGCUCUGGGUGGAGUUCGGGAACUUUCCGCUGACCGAGGCCUCCUUUGUGUUUCGGGUGGCCGCACACUGCCUGGCGUACAGCAACUCGUCGGUGAACCCCGUCAUCUACGCGUUCUUGUCGGAGAACUUCAGGAAGGCGUACAAGCAAGUCUUUAAGUGCCAGAUCGGCAACGUCGACUGCCCGCUCAACGACAUCAAGGAGAUGCGCAGCAAGGCGGAUACUCCACCCUCGACCAACUGCACCAACGUUUGACUGACUGUGCAAAAUGAUCACUUACUGAGCUGAGACACUGAAACUCACUGUGAGUCAUGUUGACUAAGUGAUCAGAUGGAAGUUGGUGUGCAUAUUAAUCAGGGUGAGUAUUUGCCUACUUUCAUGCGUUGUGAGUGUGUGGCGUAUCUACACCGAAGUGGAUUGAAGUCUGCUCACGAAAAAAGUCUGCAGUGUCAAGGCAGACAGUUAAAUAUCACAUCAUGAUGUAUUUAUAUGGUUAUACAAUUCAAAUAUUCAUUUAAAACACUCAUUUAACCUUCUGACUUUCAGUUUUGCUUUGUACCAAGUUGAGGUAUCACCACCUGUCGCUGUGGAACAAGUUUUAAACGUGUUUUGAAGUGUCUGAAGAACAAAUGCAUUUUUUUUUAAACUGCUUCAUGCAAUUUAAAUACCUAUCUAUCCCAGCGCGUUCUAAUUUUUGAUUGCAAUUGUUUUCAGUGUAAAAUUUUUAGUACACUAGAGAAGCUGUUCGGGAAAUCGCACGUCUUAGACAUCAGAAUAACUCUGUUCCCUUAGAAAAAGAAGAACCGCAGCAUUCGGGAACCUAAAAAACUUCAUCUGUCACAAAGAUAUUGAUUGCCACGUGUGUUGUUUCCUUCAGGCUGUAAAUUAAGUUUAGCUUGCUAAUGGAAUCACUUCAGAGUGGGCAUCGUUGGGGGGUGAAUAAUAAAGGCUGGGUCAAUGACUUUCGCUUUUGAUUGAUAUCAAGCUAAUCUAUAUUCUUUUUGUUUCAUAAGGCUGGCUUCUUCUCUGUUAAAUUGAAUAGAAAUACUUAAAUUCAGUUUCUGAACAACAAAAUAGAAAUAAUAGAGAAAUAACAUCAAGCUUUCAGAUUAGCUGUUUUUUUUAAAGAUUUUGUUAUUUGGUGGAACUGCUGUCAUUAAAUAAUUCAAGCUGUCGCUAAAUGGAUGGAUCAGAGUUCUCAUCCCAGAACUAGUUGUACCUUGAAGCUUUUUUGGUAGUUUCUUUGUUUCAGCUUCACAAAAGGAAGAUUAUCAUCCUAAGCUAUUUUUAGUGCCUGUCUGUUCCAUGCCUGAGAUACAUUUUUUGGAUACAUUUUCUUAGUAACCACAAAGCUAACAGAGUAGCUAGCUCAUUAGCUUUAAGCUCUAUUCACAAUUUAUAAACUCAGUUUUAAAUACAGUUUGACUGAAUACCAGAUUCAACUUAGUUUAAUCAAGUAAUUUAAGCUUACAUUUUUUUUAAAUAUACCAGGUCUCUCUCUAUAAAUGUUCUUUUUCCACUAAAGAUGCCAAACGACCUUGUGGUAUAACCUUUGGACACAUCAACAUGCCAUAGGCACGCACUAGUUAUCCUUAGUUAGAGUUCUGCUACCAAAACCUCAAAAAAUGACCUUAGACGCUAAAGUCACUUUAACAGGACACCAGAAAAAGUUCUGUGUGAGAGUAGUUACCUUUGACUUCAUGACGACAGCGCCCCCUACCUGUCAGUCACUGCUACUUGUUUUUCUUGCUUACAAGAAAGGAUCACGAGGAGUUUAGAAAUUCGUGUUGUGGAUGCUAAAGGCUAAAGAAAAGCUAAAGCUAAAGGUUCUCAAUCCUAUUCUUCAGGUCCCACUAUUGUCCACAUUUUUGACGUGUCUCCAGAACAACUGAUUCAAAUUGUUGUAUUUACCUUUUCAGUAAUACUAUCAAGUAAAAUUUAAUAGGCAAGGACUUGUGUAGUGCUUUGUUUGGCCCAGACAUCUUCGCGCUACAUUCAGUCAUUCACACAUGUAAGCUACAUUGUAACCACUAGCAAGGAAGGCAACUUACCCGAAGUCAUAGCAACUGAGACAGACGGACUGGGGGUCUGAACCUCCAGAUGUGUAAAGCAGGAAGCAGCAGGCUAGCUAACAUAGCUCAGCUAAUUCGCUGACUACAGUGAGCUACAGCUAGCCUCCCAGUUGUACUCAGUAACGAGCAGAACAACAAGUUGCCCUUAACUUGUCGCCAAGAAGCAAUAAUAUUCUGCACAGUUGGCACGUUUACUGAAAAACCUCAAUGAGAUUUAGCGGGCAUUCCAGUCCAUAUUUUGUACUUCACUCGUCCACUGAUGUGUACCUCUGUUAAAAAGUACACAUCCUAAAUGACACAAGCUUUAAAUCUCACUCCUGCAACUGAAUUAUAAUUUAGUUCUUGAACUUUUGAAAUAAUAAUUAAAAAAAAAAAAAAACACACACAAAAAGGAAGCCUGAGAAAUCAGUGAGCCAUUUCAAAAAUAUUUGGUCAGCAUUUUAGGAAUGUGUCUGAAUCAUCUAGAAGAAAUUAGUACUGUAACUAAACGCCUGAAAUCUAGGAGGAGGGAAAAAUAAUGUCAAAUCAUACCCAUUCUGUGCACAAAAGCUAUUUCUAAGCUAACCUAUUUAACAGUGGAUUUAUAAUCACUGAAUCCUCCCUUUACUGAUCAGCAGCCAAAGUUAAGACCAUCUUAAUGCAGGUAAUACUGGUGUGAAUCGAACUGUUCGAAGGCAGCGUGCUGUUACAGAGGCAGCCAGCAGCCUACAGGCUAUCCCGGCUGGGAAAGCUGUUGCCAGGAAAAUUGAAGUGCACCGUCUUAUCUGAUGUACCGCUGUGUUGACACAGAGGGAUCAACAUGGACGUUUUUGUUUUAUGAGUUGUUAAAAGGCACAUAAGAGCAGUGCUUGUAACCGUAGUAAGUGUUUGUACAUCUAUUGUGAGAAAAUCUGCUUGUAUAUAUUUGAAACACUAAAGUCGAUAUUCACAUAUCUGCGAAUGCUUUGCCUUGUACAUAUAGCUUGCUGCUAUUUUGUCACUUUUGAAGCUGUGUUGCCUGAAAUUCCUCCUCUGGAUCUAAAAUCUAAAAACAAAAAAAAAAAACAUGGACCUGGUUUUGCUCAAAAUGCCAAAAAAAGGGAUUUUUUCUUUUUUUUUUAAAGAAUUCAAUCCAAGACCACAUGAAUUAUGCCAAGGUUUUACAGUGUACAGCUUUACCUCAGCACACAAAAACAAUAAAUUACACAACAUGAGCCCGAUGAGUUUAAACCACGGUUUGUUGGACGCUUACUACCAUCCUCCUUUGUAACAAUAUCUGUAGCCAUUGUUUAAGUUUGACCAGAUGAGGGUUUUACUUUUAAAGAUCAACAUUUAGUCAAGCUUAUCAAGUAGUAAAAUAGAAGAUGCUGCCCAAAUUUUUUAAAUGAGGCCAAAUACAAGCUUAGAAACUAGUAAUGCACGUCUCCCCAAACAGACCAACCGCAUGGUAGUGGCAGCGUCACGCCGUGGGAGUGCUAUUCUUUAUCGAUAAGGAAGCUGGGCAGAUUUAAUGAGAGGUUAGAUUUAGCUAGUUCUGC
Poecilia latipinna (sailfin molly) is the source of this 4422-nucleotide messenger RNA. It is a transcript of the gene galr1a, whose product is annotated as galanin receptor 1a. Gene Ontology annotation, biological process: G protein-coupled receptor signaling pathway; negative regulation of adenylate cyclase activity; positive regulation of cytosolic calcium ion concentration. Gene Ontology annotation, molecular function: galanin receptor activity. Gene Ontology annotation, cellular component: plasma membrane. The coding region runs from base 33 to 1088 and encodes 351 amino acids. Lineage: Eukaryota; Metazoa; Chordata; Actinopteri; Cyprinodontiformes; Poeciliidae. The transcript has 3 exons. The record is from RefSeq and is a predicted model, not a curated record.